Messenger RNA from Pyricularia grisea, 1146 nucleotides. RefSeq lists its product as uncharacterized. The transcript has a single exon. The record is from RefSeq and is a predicted model, not a curated record. The coding region runs from base 1 to 1146 and encodes 381 amino acids. NCBI's taxonomy places the organism in Eukaryota, Fungi, Ascomycota, Sordariomycetes, Magnaporthales, Pyriculariaceae.
AUGAUUUGCACCAAUAGUCGUCCUGGCUUCGGCCGCCUUGUCUACCUACCAGUCUUUGCUCUCCUCAUCAUCAGCUUGUCUCUGAUUUAUCUUCGCUCAAACAUCCCAGCAGUGCCGGUACAUUCGUUCCAGCCACAAUUGACCACCUCCUCUGCGGACAACGACAAACAUGUCGACGCAGCCAUACCCCCUAUCGUGCACUUUGUCCAGCUAAAAAAAGACCAGGGGUCUUCGCUCCACUUCACGUUCGAAUCCUUCCUAGCUCUCUAUGCCGCCCAUCUCCACACCAAACCCACCGCCAUCUACAUCCACCACGACUUCUCAGAAGAGGAAGUUGCAACAGCCUCGGCUCACGGCUCAUCCUGGACGAGAAGGGUCCUGAAUUCGUUCCCCACCGUCGUGAAACUGAACCGCGUGACGGCGCCCACCCAUGCCAACGGACGGGAGAUCGCCGCCGUCGAGCACAGGUCGGACUUUGUGCGGUUGGAGCAGUUGCAGCGCCUCGGCGGCGUCUACCUGGACUGGGACGUGGUGGUCUUGAAGCCGCUGGCGAACCUGCGGAAUGCGGGGUUUCGCGCAGUGGUCGGCCGCCAGUUUGACGCCUUUGUCAACAACGGCAUCAUACUCGCCACGCCCGACUCGGCCGUCGUGCGCACCCUCCACCGGGAGAGCCUGCGCGUCUUUGACGGUGGCUGGAUCACCCACAGCGUAGAGCUGCUGACGCGCGUGGCGAACACGCUAGCGGCAGUGCCGGGGGAGGUGUUGAUCAUGGACUUCAAGGCCUUUUCACCCUUCUCGUGGGAGCAGGAGAGCGUGAAUCAACUCUUGGCCCGGCAUCCAGGGGAUUCUGUGCCCCCGCCAGAGAUCAAAGGUCUAGAAGAGUCGGUCAAGAUCAACGCAGAUGCGCUUUGGGAAACCAAACUGGCGGCAAACAGGGCCGGGGCAACCCCCACGUGGGUGUACGAUUUCAGCGAUACGGUGUUUCUGCACAAGAUUUUUAACUCGGUCGAUCCUCCCCCGGGCUAUAAUGGGGUAAACGUGCCGUACGUCCUAGCCAUGGAUAGCAAUUAUGCGGUAGCUACAUGGCAAAUUGUUGCGGAGGGGAUCAAACAAGGGAUGAUCGACGCGCGCGAUGAGAGCUAUUAA